Penicillium roqueforti is the source of this 1287-nucleotide messenger RNA. It is a transcript of the gene gprC, whose product is annotated as protein gprC. The transcript has a single exon. Gene Ontology annotation, molecular function: G protein-coupled receptor activity. Gene Ontology annotation, cellular component: plasma membrane. Lineage: Eukaryota; Fungi; Ascomycota; Eurotiomycetes; Eurotiales; Aspergillaceae. Gene Ontology annotation, biological process: adenylate cyclase-activating G protein-coupled receptor signaling pathway. Bases 1 to 1287 code for a protein of 428 amino acids. The record is from RefSeq and is a predicted model, not a curated record.
AUGUCGGCAGUCAUUCUCAUGGGCUUGAUACCCGGAAACAAGCACUCGUUGGCAGCUCGCUUGACCACCUCCGCUCAACUUACUAUCGACCCUCUUUCAGAAUCACAUCGAGAAGGUCUAAUAGCAAUUUCAGUCUUGGCCUUCCUCUCUCUCAUUGCAACAUCAAUACUCCUCGGUUUCAUUACCUAUCGACUUUUUUUCUGGCGCAGCAGUUAUACACGUUACAUCGGUUACAACCAGUACAUCAUUCUUAUCUACAAUCUUGUUCUGGCGGACUUUCUACAGUCACUUGGAUUUAUUAUUUCUCUACAAUGGAUCUUGACAAACAAGAUUGAGUCUAGUUCCGCCGCAUGCUUUCUUCAAGGGCUGUGGCUGCAAAUUGGGGAUCCCAGCAGUGGCCUGUUCGUGUUUGCUAUCGCGUUCCACACAUUCCUUUUAGUCGUCUGUGGACGUAAAAUGUCCCACAAGUUCUUCGUCUCAUUCGUGGUCGGCAUUUGGGCAUUUGUUGUUUUAAUGUUAAUCAUCCCAUUAGCACAACACGGUCCUGGUAUCUUUGUGCUUUCCGGGGCCUGGUGCUGGAUCAGCGAUGACUACGAAAUCGCGCGGUUAUGGACUCACUACGUCUGGAUUUUCCUCGCCGAGUUCGGCACAAUCAUUCUCUACGCUGUGAUGUAUUUCCAGCUGCGCCGACAGAUUUCCGCCUCCGCUAUCCUCGACAACAGCCAGCUGGAGAGUCUCAAGCGCCUACGCCGCGUCGUGGGCUACAUGACCAUCUACCCAAUCAUCUACCUCGUUCUAUCGCUACCCAUCGCCGCAAGCCGCAUGGCCACAAGCCACGGCGAUACACCCAACAUUGUAUUCUUCUGCUGUUCUGGGGCCAUCAUCACCAGCUCCGGGCUGGUCGACGUCAUCCUGUACACUCUCACCCGCCGCAACUUGAUCAUCGACUCGGAACCCAGCGAAGACCGCUCCUAUCACAAUUACAACGGCAGCAAAGGCAAACGAGGUGGGAACAACCUAACUACCGUUACGGCUGAUCCCAAGCACACAGUCGGCGGCACUUACAUUGAUGAGAUUGACCGCAACGGCUCGACGGAUAACAUCGUUUCACCCACCGCACAUGGCUACCACGCCCGUGAUCAGGAAAUGAUGCCGAUCGGACAGGUCUACCAAGAAACCACCAUUGUAAUCACACACGAGCCUGCUUAUCCCACCGAGGAAUCCAGUAAGCGCUCUAGCAAGGAGAACUUCCCCGACCGUCCAUCUCAAUCAGGAUGGCGGGGAUGA